Messenger RNA from Cryptotermes secundus, 1544 nucleotides. Its product is annotated as dynein light chain 4, axonemal. Gene Ontology annotation, molecular function: dynein intermediate chain binding; dynein light intermediate chain binding. The record is from RefSeq and is a predicted model, not a curated record. NCBI's taxonomy places the organism in Eukaryota, Metazoa, Arthropoda, Insecta, Blattodea, Kalotermitidae. The transcript is spliced from 3 exons. Gene Ontology annotation, cellular component: dynein complex. The coding region runs from base 130 to 453 and encodes 107 amino acids. Gene Ontology annotation, biological process: microtubule-based process.
AAUGGAGAUGAACUCGCAAAAGGCUGAAAGGCGUACAAAUGUAGUAGCGACUGGAUAACGAUGGUGGGCAAUCGUGAGGAAAGGGUCUAGAUACUGGGAGUCGCCGAGUGUUAUAUUGGUGUUGGUAAAAUGACAGAAGUAGAGGGAAAGAAAGAAGAAACGGAAACUGCAAAAAAAAUCGUCCAUACUUAUCCUUUAAUCCGGCAUUCCGACAUGAUGGAAGAAAUGAAAGGAGAGGUAAUGGAACUAGUUGUCACUGCUUGUGAAAAACAUUCAACAAACAAUGAAAUGGCUGCUCGUAUGAUAAAGGAAACAAUGGAUAAGAAGUUUGGUCCAUCAUGGCACACUGUUGUGGGGGAAGGUUUUGGCUUUGAGAUUUCAUAUGAGUGUAAGAAUCUGCUGUAUAUGUUUUUUGGUGGCAAUCUUGCAAUCUGCAUAUGGAAGUGUUCAUAGCUUUAAUUCCCCAGAAGAACUCCAAAUCGUAAUGUAUAGGCAUCAUGAUCAUAAAAAUGGUGGUACAGUAUACUUGCCUUCAUGGGAAACUGAUAGUAUUAAAUAAUGCCAAAUAUAUUCAGUUUUACAAUCAUAGAAAGCUAGCUGAACUGUUGAGAUGGCUUUUAUAUAUUUUUUUUAAAUAUUGUGUUAUGUUCUUUAUCAGUAUUUGCUUUGUUACCAGUUUUUAAUUGAGAUUUUAUUUUUUCUCCAUUUUGUGGAAUAUUAUGUUCGUUUUCUUAAUGAUUUAGCAUGAUUGUUGCUAAUUGUUUUUCAGUAUAAUGAGCAAUCUAUGACACAAACAUGAGAGGUUGUAUAUAUUUGUUGUUAAAUAAUUUAGUUCAGUUAACCUUGUUUAAGACUGCAGUUUCCUGGCUAUGGAACAUUUAUUGUUUUAAGUAAUAUUUAAACAGAUUCCUCUGUUUACUUCUCUGUGGUGUUAAGCUGUUCAAGGUGUGCUCAUUUUUAUAGGAUACAUAAUCCUAUAUUAUUAUUAUGGAAUAUAAUAUGGAAUAUAAGACAGUUUUAGGAAUCAUAUUGUAUUUCAUAACACAGAACAAACUGGCACAUUUACCUUGAGUUUUGGUCCACUUUAGGCUGUGUUGGUAGAGAAUUUCAUGAUUCACAAUCUCCCUUGACAGUGAGAUGUGUUGAUCUACAAUCAGGUCAGAGAAAGAAUGAAUUACUAUUCACUUUUGUAACCAUUAUUGCAGUUCACUUUAAUCAAAUGUAAUAAUUGUUAGUAAAUAUCAUGGCAUAUAGACCCAUUUCUAUGCAGGGACUGUGUAACAAACAAGGCAGUAGCCAUUGCUAGGCAGCAGAUUCUUAACAAGCAGCUAAGGAACUAUUGGAAACGGUGUUUUCUACUUGGUCCAUGCAAACGGGUUAUAUAACAAGGACACCAGCCAAGCUAGAGUCAUCCCAUGAGGAGACUGUGUUGAAUACCUCCACCGUAGUCCUGUCAGUUGUAGGAGACAACAAAAAGAGAAGUCUCAAAUCUGAGAUGGUCAUGAGUCCUGUGGGACUUGGACCUAAAAAAGACUGUGCUGGCU